Molecule: messenger RNA, 8522 nt
Organism: Calypte anna (Anna's hummingbird)
Lineage: Eukaryota; Metazoa; Chordata; Aves; Apodiformes; Trochilidae
Gene: PATJ
Product: PATJ crumbs cell polarity complex component
Exons: 46
Coding region: 198-5927 (1909 amino acids)
Molecular function (GO): protein binding
Source: RefSeq, a predicted model, not a curated record
AGAAUGGCUUUGACAUGAGCUCACCCUUCUAUUAGACAUCAGAGAACCCACACUGGCAUUUCCCUCCGGGAGUCUCCAGGAAUUCAGGUUCUGCUUGUUCACAUGCCUUGAGAGUGAGUAAGACUCCUCUUCAUCUGUGUGGAGACUAGGAAUCGCAGGUUUCAUUAUUCUGAGUAAUUCCAAAAAUACCCUUCAACAUGCCUGAAAAUCCUGCUGCAGAUAAACAGCAGGUGCUGCAGAUCCUUGAUCGCCUGCAAGCAAAACUGCAGGAGAAAAGAGAUUCCCAACAUCAGGAAAACCUGACUGUUCUGCGUAACACACUCAGGAGCCCUUUGUUUAACCAGAUACUGACCCUCCAGCAGUCCCUCAGGCAACUGAGGGAACAACUCAAUUAUAUGCCCCCUGACCGUUCAGUAGAUUUUGAUUUUACGAGGAGAGGGCUACUGGUGUUUGCUGACAAAUCAGUUGCUGCUGGGAGCACGUAUACACCUUGCAGUUCACCUGAACCCAGAGCAUCUCCCUUUGCUCCAAACCUGGCAGUCAAUGAAUUUAAUGCAAUCAUCCAACAGAUGGCAAAGGGGAGACAAAUAGAAUCAAUAAAGAUUGAAAAGCCUUCUGUUGGAGGUCUUGGAUUUAGUGUGGUUGCCCUUAAAAAUCACAGCUUGGGAGAGGUUGGUAUCUUUGUCAAGGAAGUCCAGCCAGGAAGCAUAGCUGACAGGGAUCAAAGACUAAAGGAAAAUGACCACAUACUGGCCAUUAAUUGCACCCCAUUGGAUCAGAACGUUUCCCAUCAGCACGCUAUUGCCCUCCUCCAGCAAUCCACAGGAUCUCUACAUCUGGUUGUUGCUAGGGAGCCAGUUCAAGGAAACAGCAGAACUUCAGCUGUCUUAAUAAGUGAUAUAAAUCCACCUGAGACUAUUCGCUGGGGCCAUGUUGAAGACGUUGAGCUGAUUAACGAUGGUUCGGGAUUAGGCUUUGGAAUUGUAGGAGGAAAGUCGAGUGGAGUAGUUGUAAGAACAAUUGUUCCUGGGGGAUUAGCAGAUCGGGAUGGGAGGCUCCGGACAGGAGAUCACAUCUUGCAGAUUGGAGGGACCAAUGUCCAAGGAAUGACCAGUGAACAAGUUGCUCAAGUGCUGAGAAACUGUGGGAAUUCUGUUAGGAUGGUUGUUGCAAGAGACCCAAAAUGUGAAAUUAUGGAGGCUCCACCACCACCUGUGGGCUGGCCAGUCAGUACAUUGCCUUCCUUAGAAAAUGAAAAUGAUGACACCAACCUUUUUGAGACCUAUGAUGUUGAACUUGUAAAAAAGAAUGGGCAAAGCCUGGGGAUAACAAUUGUUGGAUAUGCUGGCACAGGUGAACUAGAACCUUCAGGGAUUUUUGUGAAAAAUAUAAUACCUGGUAGUGCUGCUGACCACAAUGGCCAAAUUCAUGUUCAUGACAAAAUUGUUGCUGUUGAUGGAGUCAGUAUACAGGAUUAUAGCAACCAGGAAGUGGUGGAGGCUCUUCGUAACACGGGGCAGACUGUACGCCUUACCCUGCUUAGAAGGAAACCUUCUACUGUUUCUUCAGAAGGACCUUCAGAUAGAGUGCUGCCUACUGUUCCCACCUUUCUUACUCCUGGAGCUGAAAUGAGUGGGGGCACUGAGAAUGAGAAAAACCAAGAAUGGAAGGAUCAUCUUCAAAAUGAAAAGAAGCAAAGUCUACUCAGAUCAGGAAGAGUCCCACUCCCUCCAGCACAUGAGCUGAAAUCCAAAUGGGAAAACCUGCUGGGACCUGAAUAUGGAGUUAUGGUUGUGACUGUGGAUACACCCAUUACAGAUGAUUCAGAGCUCCAGAAGUACUCUAAGCUAUUACCCAUCCACACUUUGAGAUUAGGAUUUGAGCUUGACACAUUUGAUGGACAUCAUUACAUAUCAUCAAUUGCUUCAGAUGGUCCAGCUGCAGCACUUGGUCUUCUGCAACUGGAAGAUGAACUUCUGGAGGUAAAUGGAGUUCAGCUGUAUGGCAGAUCUCGCCGUGAGGCCAUCACUUUCCUCAAGGAAGUGCCCCCCCCCUUCACACUGGUUUGCUGCCGGCGACUUUUUGAUGAUGGCAGUGAGUCUCUUGUGGAUGAACCCACUGUGGGAGUUUCCCCUCCAGAACAAAAGGUGAAACGUGAGGAAGACAUCAAUCCUGAGGAGGAAGAAGGGGAAUUAGCAUUAUGGUCUCCUGUUGUGAAGGUGAUUGAACUGGAGAAAGACAAAAAUGGUUUAGGAUUCAGCAUUUUAGACUAUCAGGAUCCCUUGGACCCCACAAGAACAGCCAUUGUGAUCAGCUCCUUGGUGGCAGGAGGAGUAGCUGAACGUGGGGGUGAGCUUUCACCGGGUGACCGCUUGGUGUUCGUAAAUGAGAAAUGUUUGGACAGUGCAACUUUAGCAGAGGCAGUGGAAGUGUUGAAAUCUGUGCCCCCAGGUACAGUUUCUCUUGGAAUCUGCAAGCCUUUGGUGGGGGAAAACAGAGAGGAGGAGAACAUGCACAGUGUGGAUACCAGCAACAUUAAAACCAGCCCUGAGUCUCCAGAACCAACAGAUAAUAUUAAUUUCUCAAUAAUACUUGAAGCACCACAGGGUUUCAGAGAUGAAACACCUUUUAAAGAAGAACUUGUUGAUGAACCAAUUUUGGGCUUAGGAAGGUCAUUUAAGCUUGCUCAAAAUGACAACAAGUAUGAGAGUGAGUCCUGGGAGAUGCAUGAAUUUCUGAAACCCAGAGUAGAAGAAGUGGAGGACGAACGGGAAAUGUUGGUGGAUGAUGAGUAUGAAGAAGAUUCAGACUUCUUUAGUUAUAAUGCAUCAUGUGGACAGAAGGCAACUUCAGAGAGGGGCCUGGAUACAGAACGAUGGGCAAAGCAGCUUGAGACCAGUGAAAUUCAUGGCUUCAGAUCCAGUGUUACCUUAAGUCCACAACAGUCCCUGGAAUAUCCAUUCAACAAAGAUCAGAUGUGUGAAGAAAAUGCUAGUGUAAGUUCCCUGUCUUCUGGAACAACAGCACACAGUGGCUACCAAAAGGACAUAUUUGAUACUGAAGCUCCCCAGUCAGGAGCAAAAAGCAAGAUGGAUUUAGGUACAAAGCUUCGGUUUGACUCUAAAGGAUGUGAGCUUGCUGUUGAUCUGGAAGCUGCUGAAAAGGAAGAACUAAAAAGAGAGGAUUAUGUUUUUACCAAGAAUGAAGAAUCUGGGAGAGUUACCACCUUAGCUCAGUCAAGAGCAGCAUUAUACAGUGAAUUACCUGAGAGAGAAGAAGGAGAAGGAGAAGAAACUCCAAACUUCAGCCACUGGGGACCACCACGGACUGUUGAGAUCUUUAGAGACCCUCACGUGUCUCUUGGAAUCAGUAUUGUUGGUGGACAGACUGUCAUAAAGCGCCUGAAGAAUGGAGAAGAACUUAAAGGGAUCUUUAUCAAACAAGUUUUGGAAGACAGCCCAGCAGGAAGAACAGGGGCUUUAAAAACUGGAGAUAAAAUACUUGAGGUUUCUGGAGUAGACCUGCAAAACGCCACACACGAGGAAGCAGUGGAAGCUAUCAAGAAUGCAGGAAAUCCUGUCGUGUUUGUGGUUCAGGGUUUGUCUAACAUACCAAAAGUGGUUACUGCUGUACAGCCUAAGGGAGUCAAAGUCAGCAAAGAUCAGGAUGUAGACAAAGAAAAGAAGAGUGAAAAGAUCCUAUCCUUUAUGCGCCGCUACAUGCAUCAUUACAGGAGCUGCCUCUAUUUAUGUGAGAGAAAAUAUGGGGCUCCACCUCCAAUGAAAUUGCCACCACCUUAUAGAGCUCUUGAGAGACUGCAUGCAGAGGAAGCAAACGUGGAUGAAGAGGAGGAUGAGGACACUUGCACAGAGGAGAAAAUCAGGCAGAGAUAUGCAGAUCUACCAGGAGAGUUGCACAUUAUUGAACUGGAAAAAGAUAAAAAUGGGCUGGGACUGAGUCUGGCUGGCAACAAGGACCGCUCUCGGAUGAGCAUCUUUGUCGUUGGCAUCAAUCCAGAUGGACCUGCAGGACGAGAUGGAAGGAUGCACAUUGGUGAUGAACUUCUAGAGAUAAACAAUCAGAUAUUGUAUGGAAGAAGUCAUCAGAAUGCUUCUGCAAUCAUUAAGACUGCCCCAUCAAAAGUCAAGCUGGUUUUCAUACGAAGUGAAGAUGCGGUCAAUCAGAUGGCUGUUACUCCUUCCGCGUUACCUUCCAGCUCCCCCUCUUCUAUUGAGGACCAUGGUGGCACUGAACCUGCAUGCAGCAAAGAAGACCCAAGUUUGGAAGUUGUCAUGAAAAGCUUGGCUGAGGAGGAAUCCAACAAAGCUGAUGUGAAAUGUAAAGCUGAGAAACCACUGCCUGUGGAUCAGCAAGAAGUGGAGGAGCAGCUCCCAGAAAAUGUCCUCAACCAGAUCAAACAACCCAAAACUACAACAAAAGUACCAGUCAACCUCCAGGAGAUACCCUUGGUGCCAGCACCUACUUACCUUUCCCCAGAGGCAGAAGUCACCAGCCGUAGUGUCCUUCCACCUACAUUCCCUGUGGAUCCAGCAACGUGUCCCAUAGUUCCAGGGCAGGAGAUGACCAUAGAGAUAUCCAAGGGUCGGUCAGGUCUGGGCCUCAGCAUCGUUGGGGGGAAGGACACUCCACUGGAUGCCAUAGUGAUCCAUGAAGUUUAUGAAGAAGGAGCAGCAGCCCGAGAUGGCAGGCUUUGGGCUGGCGAUCAGAUUCUGGAGGUGAACGGGAUCGAUCUGCGGAGUGCCAGCCAUGAAGAAGCUAUCACUGCCCUGAGACAGACGCCCCAGAAGGUGCAGCUGGUUGUUUAUAGAGAUGAAGCCCAUUACAAAGAUGAAGAAAACUUGGAGAUUUUCUACGUAGAUAUACAAAAGAAAAUGGGCAGAGGAUUAGGGCUCAGCAUAGCUGGGAAACGAAAUGGAAGUGGAGUGUUUAUCUCUGACAUUGUUAAAGGAGGAGCUGCAGACCUAGAUGGAAGAUUAAUUCAAGGAGAUCAAAUUUUGUCUGUAAAUGGAGAGGAUAUGAGAAAUGCCUCACAAGAGACUGUUGCCACUAUACUUAAGUGUGCCCAAGGCCUGGUGCAUCUUGAGCUUGGGAGAUUGCGAGCUGGAUCGUGGCUGUCAUCAAGGAAAACAUCUGAAAACAAUCAGGUGAGCCAGCAGAGUGUCCAUAGCCACUUCCACCCUGCUCUUGCUCCAGUCCUCUCUACCUUACAGAAUUUUGUCAGCACGAAAAGAUCCUCAGCAGAUGUGGCUCAGAGAAACUCAGCAGGAGGAGAUACGGGCCCAAGGACUGUGGAGAUAAUGAGGGGACCAAAUGAUGCUCUUGGUAUCAGUAUAGCAGGAGGGAAGGGCAGUCCAUUAGGAGAUACUCCCAUCUUCAUUGCUAUGAUCCAAGCCAGCGGGGUGGCUGCACGUACCCAAAGACUCAGAGUUGGAGAUCGGAUUGUCAGUAUUAAUGGGCAACCUUUGGAUGGGCUGUCUCAUGCAGAUGCAGUUAAUCUACUAAAGAAUGCUUAUGGGAGCAUUAUCCUGCAGGUUGUGGCUGAUACCAACAUCAGUGCCAUUGCUACCCAGCUGGAGAGCAUGUCAGCAGGAUCCAACCUGAACUCUUCUGCUGAGCAUCCCUCUGAAGAUCCUGAAGCACCUCAGCCUAAGAUUAUUGCUUUGGAGAAAGGCUCUGAUGGACUGGGAUUUAGUAUUGUAGGGGGGUAUGGAAGUCCCCAUGGAGACCUGCCCAUUUAUGUCAAGACUAUAUUUGCCAAGGGAGCGGCCGCGGACGACGGGAGACUGAAGCGCGGCGACCAGAUCUUAGCGGUGAACGGGGAAGCUUUGGAAGGUGUCACUCACGAGCAAGCUGUAGCCAUCCUGAAGCGCCAGAAAGGAACUGUAACGUUAACGGUGUUGUCGUGAAUGCCAUUGUACUUGCAGAGAUAAAUGUGCCAUCUUUUCAGCCCAUCAGCAGAGCUGUUGUAACACCCUUCAGCCCCGAGCGGGAUGCAGAAGCAAAACCGAAUCGGUGUUCACCCCACUGCCAGGAAGGGUCGUUGAGCAUCUCAAGCUUCAUUUAGCCUCCUGCAUUUAUCAACCUUUCUCCCCACCCUCCCCUGCUUCUGGUAGCUUUUGAGGUUUCUCUGGACAAGUUUAAUUAAGAAACUUCAAAGAACAAUAUCCGUUUUCCUUUAUUUAUACAUCAGUUUAUCCCCGAGUAGCCUGAACCCCAGUUCCAAUUGCUGAACCUGGAAUCAGUUCGCACACAAAAGAGAAUUCAGAUCAUCAACUGAUCUCAUCUGAUGAGCAGAAAUAAAUGCCGAGUGACUUGUCAUCUCACUCAUGAUUUACUUAUGCUAAUUGUCCUUUCAAGUAUGCCAGAAAACAUUAGCAAUGUAAUUAAAUUACCACUGUUCCAAAUGAUGAAAUAUCAAAUUCUCCUCUGGGAAAUUAUUUGUGCUCGGCACAGUAAGGCUGAUAGUCAAAUGUGAACUUCUCAUGUUUAUCUCUUUGGGUAGGUCUAUGCAAGUUAGUCAGAGGUAAUUACUGUGAUGUGUCAAUUUGCAGCCUUUAGCAUGAAAAAUAAACUAGGGGAGAGGGGAAAUUUUUUUUUUUUUAAGGCUUUUAAAAUGUUUGAGCCUUUUCAGAUAUUUAGGCAGCAUGAACAACAACAACAACAACCUAUCUCGUUCUGUUCUAAUUAUAUUUUUAAAGAAGAAGCAACGGGCUGAUGGAUGCCAGGCGUGUUGCACACAAAGGCAGUUGCUGUCGUGCCAAGUUGCAGCAUAAUUGUUCAUCCUGAAACUUUAAUGAAGACAAAAGUUUCCUUCAGCAAACUGAUCCUGCAGUUCCAGGCGUGACGGUGAGCUGUCCCUCUGCACCUUGUCUUCAGGGACAGAUGGAGCCAAUCCAAGCCAGGAAAACGUUUUGCAUUUCCAGGAGUCUCCCCUGGAUGGGGUAGUGCAGGAAGAAGCUUUCAAGGAUGACAGAGGAUGCUUCCCCCUGGGGGCUGCUGGAGUGGAAUUUUGGAUAACACCAAAUAAUACCUGGUGGUGGUGAGGUGAUGGCUGCAGAAGGCUGCUGUGGCAGUUUGAGGUGAUGUCCUCCUGGGAACAGCUGCUGUGCCCACCCUCCCCAGGGCAGAGCUUGUGGAUGGGGGUUCCUCAGCCCUUUGGACCACUCAGUUGAAGCAAUCAACUCUUUGUCUGGUUAAAGCUGAGCCAGGUGGGAGCAUGCUGAAGGUCCUGAGGGAACUUCCCAAGGUCUCUGAGGUGGAGAUGGGAUGCAGAAACAUUCAGCAACUUUGUUACAUGGCACAGCCAUUCCUGCAGUGAUUAUAUGACUGUAGCCUUAGCAACUGAGCAAAUUAAUUAUUGACAGUCCAAGUCAUUGUGGUUUAAUCUCCCAAUCCAGAGGAACAGCAGGGUAUAGAAGAGGCAGCUCGCUCUGAUUUGGACUAUUUGGUGUCAUUUAUAAUGAGGAUGUAGCUGAGAGAAACGGAAGAGGCUGGGGGAACAAAACUGGCUGCUCAUUUUACAUGAAAAAUCCCUGGAAUGAAAUGGAAAGAAGAUUCAAGAUCUGUUGUACAAUACCUGAGCUGCACAGAGUUUGUGAUGAGGCACAGGAACAUGUACUGAAGUGAGAUGGACUACGCUGGAACAAGCCAGCUGUGAGUAGCUCUCAUGGGAAGAGUUUUCCUUAUUGCAUUGAAACAUUUUCCUUAAUUUUAGGUGAUCACAAAGUGCAUUUAGUCUGACGGAACCAUUAGUGGGUGUUCGGUCCAUAGUGCCUGCAAGAGACUUCACAUUUUCCAUGGAUUCCUUCUCUCCUAUUUUGCUUUGCUCAAGUGGAGUAUUAGAGAUCAUAAACACACAGAAAUAAAUCCAGAUGUAGCAAACUGGAGAGUUCUUAACAAACUGCCUUUGGUUGCAAAGGUACCCGGGUAUGCAGAAGUUAAAGGCAGGUGGGUGAAACGUGGAGAGGUGCCCUCAGAACUAGUGUAGGGAAUUUGGGAUCAAAACAUAAGGAUUCCUCUGCCAGAUCAUGUUUUUAGCACCGCUGCAUUCCUACCUAAAGAUGUUGCUACAUAUAAUCUAUGAAGUUUCCCAGGGCUAUUUAUUUAUUAGCCUGUUCUGCACAUACCUGUUUCAUACACAUAAAGAGUAGAAUUUAUGGACUGAGAUAUUUUGCACUUGUGAUUGCUCAGAAUGAGAGAGAACAUUAUCUGCUUCUUGUAAUUUGCACUUUGCCUGUUGAGUAUAUUACUGCCAAAAAUUAUAUUGCAACUAAUUGAUAAUCCAGGAACCCUGUGGAGAGACGUGUGCUCUAUGGACAGGACCAAGGCAGAGAAUUAAAUUUGCAUUACUCUUGUCUGGGCUGAGGUGUUCUGGUUUGUUUAAAACUUUAUUUCUGUGCAAGGGAAAAGGCAAUUAGACCUCCUGAUUGUAUGUUUACGUAGAUCAGUAAAAUGAGACAUUUUAUGACUUCAAAGAUUCUAAAUAAAGCUCCAUUAUGUAA